Messenger RNA from Rasamsonia emersonii CBS 393.64, 1329 nucleotides. RefSeq lists its product as uncharacterized. The record is from RefSeq and is a predicted model, not a curated record. Bases 1 to 1329 code for a protein of 442 amino acids. NCBI's taxonomy places the organism in Eukaryota, Fungi, Ascomycota, Eurotiomycetes, Eurotiales, Trichocomaceae. The transcript has 10 exons.
AUGUCUACUCCUCCAACUCCUCACCGUUUCGGUAGUUCCCCGGGAAUCCAGCUAAAUGAGACAGCCGUUGAGAAACCGACCGAUCGGAUUCUGCAGCCUGUCCGCCUAGCCAGUCAGCCGGCGGGCUGUCAGCUAGCUGGAGAAACCGUUUACACACCGUGGACAGACGGAGGCGGUAGCUCGUUUCCACUUUCAGCUCGGCGCAUUCUCAGACACAAAAUUGCCGUUGCAAGUCACACGGACUGCUGCGACCAGUCUUGGCCAGGCCAGCGCCUGACUAACGGUGAAGACAAGGGCAUAAGAGUAGCAAUUCGAUUGCAGCUGUCUCUCUCUUCCCAAUCAUGCCGAAUUCGCAUCGCGCAUCCAGGACCCCCUGCCAGGGUUUUUCCUUUUGACUCAGAAACUCCAGCGCAGAGUGAGUCUCCGAAACAAAGUCAAUCUCCGAAACGAAGUGGAUCUCCGAAACAAAAUGAGCCUACUGGGCCCAAUGAUCAAAGCAGUCAACCUCCCAUUGAAGUGGAUGCUCAGGCCACUGACAACGAUGCAGCUAUGACUGACGUCUCGUGCAGCUCGACCUACAGCACUUCCUUGACUUCCUCUGUGGUGGAUUACCGCGUUGAAAAUGGCAGGCGUUACCACGCUUAUCGCGAUGGAAGUUACCUCUUACCAAAUGAUGAAGAAGAGUCUGAUCGCCUGGACAUGGCCCAUGAGCUGAAUCUGAAAAUGAUGGAAAGGAAACCAUUUUUGCGCCUAUUGGACCAUCCCCACAGCGAGUCCUUGACAUUGCGACUGGGACGGGGAUAUGGGCAAUUGAUUUUGGUCAUUGGUAAUGAUCUGAGUCCUAUUCAGCCGUCCAUGCCACUCGAUCAGGAAUUUCAAGAAGGUGAUACAGGAAUGCUACAAGUAGAGUUUCAGGACUGGGAUGCACGGAUCAGGUCUGAGGAUGGAACUCUUGGGGGCACGGGACUUCAGAAGUACUACGCAGAAAUUGUAAAGGCUUAUGAGAAAGCAGGGUAUCCUGCAAGUCCGGGGAGACACUUUAAAGAAUGGUUUGAAGAAGCAGGGUUUGUGGACAUCCAUGUUCGGAAAUAUCCUGUGCCGAUGGGUGUCUGGCCUAAAGAUCCAUAUUAUAAAGAAAUCGGGGCAUGGCUUUGCGUCGUAGUCUCGGAAGGUUUCGAGGCCGCUGCCAUGGCCGUGCUGACCAGACAUGAAUCAUGGAAGCCCGAGGAAGUCAAAGUUCUUGCUGCUGGAGCACGGAGGGAUAUCCAGAACCGUAAGAUCCAUGCAGUGAUGGACUUUUGGGUUGUGUAUGGUAGGAAGCCCGAGUGA